Messenger RNA from Hyaloscypha bicolor E, 748 nucleotides. RefSeq lists its product as uncharacterized. Lineage: Eukaryota; Fungi; Ascomycota; Leotiomycetes; Helotiales; Hyaloscyphaceae. The transcript has a single exon. Bases 184 to 642 code for a protein of 152 amino acids. The record is from RefSeq and is a predicted model, not a curated record.
CGUCAAGUGGACCUAAAAAUUUCACCGGGUCCACCGUUCCUACGCUAUGUCAAGCACCUGCGGGUAAAGUAAGGCACACUCGGACACUCCUCAUCGUAAAUCUUCGGUGACCCACGCGAAUCAACAUUCUUCGGCGCCUUGGAAGUUUGAUGCUCGAUAUCUACGGCCAAUUGGCAAUUGGCCAUGUUAAGGGUCUCAAGGAGGCUAGGCGCAGUGCACCGAAAUCAGAAAUUAGACUGCAGCGGCGAGCGCGUGAAACUGGUGGUUGGUGGUGGUGCAUGCCACAGGGGAUCGGACUUGCUGCUGGUUUCUGCUGGUUGCUGCUGCUUUUCGCCUCCUAUUGGGUGGCCAUUGUUCAGGAAUUUGGCGGAGAUCUCACGCAACGACCAUUGUUGGCCACCGCCGCUGGCCUCGCUCCAGCUGCUGAGCUGCUCGUGCGCUCACCUGCACAGCAGGAUGACAUCCCCUGUUGGUUCGAGAUUGCCGUUACCAGGUUCCCCCGCCAAUAUUAACCUUAGUGCUUUGACGGUCCCAGGGCGAUCUUGGAUGUCGAUUAUCAUGCUCCUCCUGUCCUUCGACCUCUUCAAUUCCGCAACAGUCAAAACUCGGACGACACCGGUGACAGCUCGACACAAACCGUAGCAGUAACCUCUCGCAUGGAUUCCCUCACCUGAACUUUGGAGUCCAGAGCAUCCGGUCGCUUCAUCAGAUUGCCUCAUGUCCUGAUCUUUGCUGGACCCCUUUCUUU